Messenger RNA from Zychaea mexicana, 930 nucleotides. RefSeq lists its product as uncharacterized. The record is from RefSeq and is a predicted model, not a curated record. Lineage: Eukaryota; Fungi; Mucoromycota; Mucoromycetes; Mucorales; Lichtheimiaceae. Gene Ontology annotation, biological process: plasma membrane tubulation; endocytosis; actin cortical patch localization. Gene Ontology annotation, molecular function: lipid binding; protein binding. Gene Ontology annotation, cellular component: medial cortex; Rvs161p-Rvs167p complex; mating projection tip. The transcript is spliced from 7 exons. Bases 120 to 890 code for a protein of 256 amino acids.
UGUGUGAAGCUGGCUCAGCAGGCGGAGUUCAGACACGAGAACUUCCUGUGCACUACGUACCAAUACAGAGCAACCCUUUUCUAUUCUGCAUAUUGCAAGUCCAAUAAUAAUCGAACAUCAUGAGUUUUCUAUCUGGUUUUAAAAAGGGCCUGAAUAGGGCUGGUACCACGAUAAUGCAACGAACUGGUGCAACCGAUCGAACAACAGACACUGAAUUCGACGAAGAAUACGAACGUUUCAAAAUCUUAGAGAAAAAGUCUGAUAAACUGACAAAGCAAGCAAAAGGAUACAUUGAUUCUUUAAGAGGUAUGACCGCUGCUCAGCUACGAAUUUCGCAAACCAUUGGCCAAUUCUACGACGACACAAUUAUAAUGGGACCCGGCGGCCAAGAGUACAAAAAAGUCAUCGAACGACUCGACGAGGAUGCAAAGACAGAUAUGGAUAAGGUGUUCCGAACAACCGUCCUUGAACCACUGGCGCGCUUCUGCUCCUACUUCCCUCAGGUGAAUGAUGCGGUUAAGCGGCGCCAAAAGAAACUAUUGGACUACGAUACGCAUCGUUCUAAGGUCCGGAAAUUGGUGGAUAAGCCUAGCGAAGAUCCUUCGCGUUUGCCAAGAGCGGAACAAGAAGCAAACAUGGCUAGAGAAAUGUACGAGAACCUCAACACAAUUCUGAUAGAGGAUCUGCCCAAGUUUGUCGAGCUCAGAGUUGCUUACUGCGAUCCAAUUUUCGAGGCUCUUGUUAAAUCCCAACUCCGUUUCUGCCAAAACAGUUAUGAACAGUUAGAAGGGCUGCGGAACCACUUUCCUCCCGAAACUGAACAUGCCGAUAGACGCGUGGAUGACGUGUUGCAGCAGAUGAGAGAGUUGAGCAUUUGUGGGAACUUUUAAUAAUAAAAAUGUGUCUUGUAAAGCGUGUGUAAUGUGGGGG